Molecule: messenger RNA, 1998 nt
Organism: Anolis sagrei ordinatus
Lineage: Eukaryota; Metazoa; Chordata; Lepidosauria; Squamata; Anolidae
Gene: MCRS1
Product: microspherule protein 1
Biological process (GO): positive regulation of transcription by RNA polymerase II
Cellular component (GO): MLL1 complex; Ino80 complex; NSL complex
Molecular function (GO): protein binding; G-quadruplex RNA binding
Source: RefSeq, a predicted model, not a curated record
CGUUUGUCUCCUCGUUAUCCGGAAGUGAUUCAGCGUUCGCUCGGGCUUCGGCGAUGGAUGCUGCAAGGAGGCCGCAGUCGUGGUAAGCCUCGAGAAUGGUGAGGCAGGGGAAGUGCUGAAUUGGCGCCUGGGAUCAGUGAUGGACUGGAUGUGGGCCAAUAAAGUGAAGCUCAAUCCUGACAAGACUGAGGUCCUGUUGACGUGUUGGAUCCUAGACUGAUGGCGUCAGGCACAGCGAGCCGCUCUGAAGACGAAGAGUCUCUGGCUGGACAGAAAAGGAGCUCCUCACAGGUUUCUGGUGCCAUUCCAAAACGGCGCAGUUCUUCCAGGUUCAUCAAGCGGAAGAAGUUUGAUGAUGAAUUGGUAGAGAGCAGCCUGGCCAAAUCAUCCAGCCGGGCCAAGGGCCCUAGCGGGGUAGAGCCUGGGCGCUGCUCAGGCAGUGAGCCCUCUUCCAGCGAGAAAAAAAAGGUGUCCAAAUCUAUCUCCGCACCUGUCACUCCGAGCCCAGCUCCAAAUCCUAGCCUUGCCAAACGGAUGAAGAAAAGCAAGCAGCCCUUGCAGGUCACCAAAGAUUUGGGCCGCUGGAAACCCACCGAUGAUCUCCUGCUCAUCAAUGCUGUCCUUCAGACAAAUGACUUGACCUCUGUGCACCUGGGGGUGAAGUUCAGCUGUCGCUUCAACUUGAGAGAAAUCCAAGAGAGAUGGUAUGCUCUGCUCUACGACCCUGUGAUCUCCAAGCUCUCCUGCCAGGCCAUGCGGCAGCUGCAUCCUGAAGCCAUUGCCUCUAUUCAGAGCAAAGUACUGUUCAGCAAAGCAGAAGAGCAGCUGCUGAGCAAAGUGGGAUCGACCAGCCAGCCCACCCUGGAUACCUUCCAAGACCUGCUGCACAAACACCCAGAGGUUUUCUACCCCUCUCGCACAGCCAAAGUGCUCCAGACACAUUGGCAACUCAUGAAGCAGUAUUACCUCCUGGAUGAUCAGACAGUUCAGCCACUACCUAAAGGGGACCAAGUGCUCAACUUCUCUGAUGCUGAAGACAUGAUAGAUGACAGCAAACUGAAAGAUGUACGAGAUGAGGUCUUGGAGCAUGAGUUGACUGUGGCAGACCGAAGACAGAAGCGUGAAAUUCGGCAGUUGGAGCAAGAGCUACACAAAUGGCAGGUUCUGGUGGACAGUAUAACUGGAAUAAGCUCCCCUGAUUUUGAUAACCAGACAUUAGCAGUGCUGCGUGGAAGGAUGGUGCGUUACCUCAUGCGCUCUCGGGAGAUCACACUUGGUAGAGCCACCAAAGACAAUCAGAUUGAUGUGGAUCUAGCAUUGGAGGGACCGGCCUGGAAAAUAUCCCGCAAGCAAGGGGUCAUCAAGCUGAAGAACAAUGGUGACUUUUUCCUAGCCAAUGAAGGCCGACGGCCCAUUUAUGUUGAUGGGCGCCCUGUCCUCUGUGGGAACAAAUGGAAACUCAGCAACAAUUCUGUGGUUGAGAUUGCUAGUUUACGCUUUGUCUUUCUCAUCAACCAAGACCUGAUUGCUCUUAUCAAAGCGGAGGCUGCCAAAAUUGGCCAGCCCUGAAGCUUGGAUCAUACCAAAGGGGUCAGUGGACCUGGAAUGUGGGUUUCCCUGCCCCUUUCCCUCUGCCAGCAGGGAUUAUCAUCACACUCUCUACAGAAGAUGCCACUUCGUACAGUCUGCCUUUCCCUUGGCCAGGACUGAACCCUCUCAGUGGCCUUUUCUUUUGAAGAUGAGGAGGGGCUUUGCUUCAUCAGCUGGAAGCUAUUAUAUGGGAAAGCCAGGACUGAACAGAGAUCUCUGACUGACAGAAGCAUCUUGUUGGGUGUCCCGUGAAGGAGCUUUGCUGUUCCUGCUACCAAUGCUAAUGGGCCUGUUGUGUGUGGUUCUCUGUAGGACAACGGAGUGACUCGCUCCUCCAUGGAGGAUUCAGAGAUAGGAAACUGGGGGAGGAGUAAGUGUCAAGUAAGCUAAUAAAAUAGUUAUCAGUCA